This is a messenger RNA of Homalodisca vitripennis (glassy-winged sharpshooter), 7053 nucleotides long. Its product is annotated as luciferin sulfotransferase-like. The transcript has 7 exons. Gene Ontology annotation, biological process: sulfation. The record is from RefSeq and is a predicted model, not a curated record. Lineage: Eukaryota; Metazoa; Arthropoda; Insecta; Hemiptera; Cicadellidae. Gene Ontology annotation, cellular component: cytoplasm. Bases 103 to 1050 code for a protein of 315 amino acids. Gene Ontology annotation, molecular function: sulfotransferase activity.
CGCAAGGUUAUCAAUUAUAACUCCAAGUUAUCUUAUCUGGAACAGACAUAUGAAAGGGUUCGCUCUCAACCACACACACAGACACACACACCUCUUAGGAAAAUGGAUGACGUUAAACUUCGGUUUGAGCCAAUGACGGAUGAGCUAAGUGUGCAGCUACGGAUGUUCUCCCAGGAUGCGAUACCUGUCGGUGAGGUAAGGGUCUAUCCCACCGGCUCAGUCCUUACCAGGGCUUACCAAGAUUACGCUCAGCAGAUCCUGGAUAUGGAAGUGAGGCAAGAUGAUAUCUGGGUACUCUCUUUCCCUAAAUGUGGAACUACAUGGACUCAAGAAAUGGUAUGGCUGUUAAAAAACAACCUUGAUUAUGAAAAAGCUAAAUCUUCCUUUUUACACCUAAGAUUUCCUUUCUUAGAGUUUAAACCUUUGUGUGGAGACCUACUGGCAGAAAGAACCCCUGAUUACUUCCAACAGAUAAAAGAGACACCUUCACCUCGAUUCAUCAAGAGCCAUCUACCUUUAGAACUGCUUCCAAAGCAGAUAUGGACAAAGAAACCUAAACUUAUAUACGUGUUCAGAAACCCUAAGGAUGCUGCCAUAUCAUACUUCCAUCACGCCAAGAUCUGGAACAACUACAAGGGUCCAUUGGAACUUUUUCUUGAGGGUUUUAUUCAAGAUAAAGCUAUUUACAGUCCAUUUUGGGAACAUGUUCUAUCAUUUUGGAAGAUCAGAAAUGAACCUCACAUUCUCUUCAAUACUUAUGAGGAAAUGAAAAAGGACCUACGCUCAGUAGUCAGAAGGACUACAGAGUUCCUGGAAGAGAGCUACAACGAGGAGCAAGAGAGAAUUCUAAUAGAACAUCUCAGCUUUUCCAACAUGAGAGACAAUAAGGCAGUCAAUUAUGCUGAUGUAACACAGGGUAAGGACAUGGCAUUCAUGAGGCAAGGUGAAACAGAGGCUUGGAAAAAAGAGAUGAGCCCUCAGUUUGCCAAAAGAUUUGAAGAAUGGACUGCCAAUAAACUCAAAGGCACAGACUUCCCUUUGCCAAGUUAAAUUAGGACACUUAAGUAACUCUGCUGUUGUAUGUUUUCAGAUAGUUAUAUGUAGUUCACUAUAUCUUGAAAAUCUAUAGAGGAAUCAACUAAAUUAACCCUAGACAUUUGUAUUAAAUGGGAUUAAUGACAUAUAUCCAAUUAUAGUAUUAGAUGUAUGGAUAAGAGAAUUAACUCCCUGUGGCACGAACUGUAUUUCUAACAAAUGAAGAUGGCCUCAUUUUGGCAUAAUUGGGAUAUCCAGCUAAUGAACCUACCUACUCUUAUGUUUGUCAUAAUACAUAAAUGUAUCAACAUGAGUAAUAAAUCAUUACCAACGUUUAAACUAGGAACACUUAAAUAAGUACACAUAACGUAGCUAUGGUUGGUAAGGGUUGAUUCAAUUGGAUUUGAGUUUACCUACAGUUCACUAUCCUUUAAUUGCAGCAUCUGGUGUCUGACACUAAAAUAAAACCGGAGCUAAACUCAAAAUUCAACUUGGUACAUCUUUCCUUUUUUUAUUGUCAUUCAUGCCAUGACAACAGCAAUUGUUGAAAAUCUGAUUUGUCUUUGUUACAAUUCACUCCAUUAUGCCAAAAUACAAUAUGUUUGGUUAUUUGGUAGGAGGGGUUGCCUUUUAUCUUGGUGUAUGUUUUAUUUUUUUCUAUAUUUGUAAUGUUUUCUCACUAUUUCAUGUUGCAAUUUUACUUGGUGAAUUAAAUUAAUAAAGGUUUUUUAAUAAAUAAAUGUUUGUUUUUGCAUGUAUACAAUAUAACAGUGUGCUUUAACUUUAGUAAUAUUGCCUCACUGUACUGUUUUACAAAAUAUAAUUAUUGUUAAUUAUUUACAUCUUUAUCAUUUUAAAUAGUAAUUAUUAGCUGUAGGUCAAUUUUAUAGAUGUACAAUUCAAAAUUGUAUGGCUUUAUUUUGGUACACAUUUUUAUAUUUAGUUCUACAUAUUAAAUAAAAGAAAAACUUUUUAAUUUUAAAAAUUUUACAAACUACAAAAUUUGGUUGUUUAUGGUAUUUUUCUUCUCACAAAUAAUGAUUUCUAAGCUGAAAAUAUAUGUAUACUGCAUUGUUUAAUAUCAGCAACCAUGUGUGAGUAUGUAUAAUAUUGUAGUGAGUACCUAUAUUAUAAAACUUAAAUAGAUCACAUGUGUGUCAGCAUGAUCUAUCGUCACAGAGGUAUAUCCAAACCACAUAGCCAUUCAAGUCCUCCAUUUUCCAGAUUCUUUAGACCAACUGUCUCCAAGAUAUAAACACAGAAAGCAGUUGUUGAAUAGGUGUUAUACAGUCUGAGGUGUUAACUCCACAAUCUCAUAACUGAUCAAGUAAUACUAUAUUCAAACCUCCAUGAACUACAUCUGCCAAUCCCAAUUUAAAAAUUGGUGCACAAGACUAUUCCCUCCAAGAACGAUUCAAACCAACCGAUGCGUCAGUCUUAUCUGCAAUCAGUAGCUUUUUCCUACCAUUUGAAAUAUCCCAGGAUGAUGCCCAGUUGGCAAUAGGCGAGAAGAUCUUCGCUUUCAGCUGUACGGAGAGAUGGUCCACAUUAUCUUAACCCAACUUCCUUGAUGGAGGAGAUUCCAUAAAAUGGGUAGGUCAGAAGUGGACAUAAUCUUCCUAAACUUUCAAAGACGUUUUAAUUGGCUAUAUGUUAGUCAUUUUGACGUUUAACAUUACAUUACUGAGGCAAAGUAGAAAGGUUACCAUAAAAGUUCCACUAAUCGUUUUGAUAAACCUGUUAAGUAGAAAAAGAACCUCUUGUACAUGUGCACUAUUAAGCUACACAGGUAUACAAUACUCAGCAGUGAGUAAAGAAGGAAAAGAGGGAGAAAGAGGUAUACAAAACUUGACCAUUGGCUACCCAAGAUGUCCCAGUGAGAUGUUGUAUAAUGUUGGCCAUGUUUUUAUCUUAGUUUACAACCUUUUUUAAGUGAGUGUUUAUUGUGUUUAACACUAUCAAAAAGUGUGUUAAAUUUAUAGUAAGUCUGUUUUAGGUGCAAACAAGAUACUUCUGUUUUUGUACUGUUUGGAUUCAGCAUCCAGGUUCUUUAGUCUGUGACGACUAAGAUCAUCUCUAAGGGCCCGAUCUGUUUGCUGAAUGUCUUAAUGUUAAUAUACCAAAGUGAUACUGUCAGCAAAGAUUGUAUUAGGUUCGUAGAUGAGUUUAGGUCAAGGGUUAGUGGUCAGAAGUUUACACAUUAAAAAGUAAAGAGCAAGAACUGUCAAUACUGACUCCUGAAGGAGCCAACAUUGAGUUGCUUGGAGGAAAGGACAAGGCAACAGAUUAUACAAUUUCACUAGAAAAUAUUUUCUCCAUAUUCUGUUAUACGAAGAGACUGUUGUGCAUACGUUUUUAUUUUUAUUUUCCAAUUAGCCCAUUUUCAAUGAAGGUCUAAGAACUAACAGAUGGUUACAACAAUUACAACUAGGUCUGGAACCAGCUUAAUCUAAGAAAUGCUGACAUUGAGAAUUGGUAAUCUGUUAUAGAUUAGUGUUUCCUCCAGUUUAUACUGUAACAUACAUUCAACAGAGCUGCUGGACAUAGCUCUCAACAAGCUCAGGAUUUUAGUGUAGUUUCAAAACAAAUAUAACCUUAGAUCUUUUGAAGGUUGUAGGCAAUUUACCUAUUACCGAUAUUAUAUUAAGAACUGUAAGAAACUGAUUAUUACUUUGCUUCUGGUGUGCUAUGUAGGAAUUCUAGGAAGAUCUCAUCAAGUCUAGCUACCUUAUCAGUUGGCCGGCCAGUGAUGGCCUCUUCUAGGUCCUAAAAAUCUAAAAUGGUCUGGACAUUGUCCAUGGUGCUUCCUGAUUACACUUUAUUUCAUUUAAUUUUUGGGUUAUACACAUAUCAGAUAGUUGACGACCAGCCUUUAAUUUAACUUCCAAUAUGCAAUGGACACGUUACUCAACAAUGGAAAAAGAUGGCAAGCUGUAUUAACAGGGAUUACGCCUUUGUUAAACAACAUAAGUUAGCUCUAAUAAGAAAAUAUAAGUGAUCCUGUAUACUUCAGAAACCUAGGUUCAAAACUAUCAUUUAUUUUAUUUUAAUUAUUUUUCUCAAAAUACCAAUACACAUAGUAUAAUGUAUUUCACAUUUUUAUUUGCAGUUCCACAUUUUUAUUUGUAACAUUGUUAUAAUCCAAAAUAACAUAACUAACUGUUACUUUUCAGCAAAUAUAUGAAACAAGAUAGUUUAAGAAAUGUAGCUAAUUUGUUAUUCUUUCAGAAUUAAAAUAUUUUCAAAGCUUAGUCCUUUCUCCUAUAACUAUGUGUAAUUUUUCCCCAAUAGAUCAUGUUGCUAUAGGAAAUGAAAAAUUACUCUUUUUACUUCUCAUUUAACCUUUUUACAAUAUGUUAACUUAAGGUGAUUAUUUAAAAUGAUUAUGAAUUUUCCACAAAUUUUAUGAACUGGUACAUACGACUGAACUUUAACUUACCAACAUUUACAAACAGUGCAUUUUAAUUUGAUUUAAAAAAAAUACUAGCUCUAACAGAACAAAUUAAAGGGUUAUUUUUCAGUACACUUAGAAAAUUUUAUAGAAAAACAAAAUAUAAGAAAAUAAGAGUUUAUUCACAAAAUUUCAUUCUAUAUACAAAACACCCCUAGAAUGUACAACACAAUGUAAGAAAUCUUACAUCUCUUAAAUUACAAAAAUAUUGGAUCCGUGAGCAAUUGUAUUGUCGGAGCGUUGACAUAGUGCUCGAAGAUCAUUAUCUGAAAAUAUAAACAUGAUAAUAAAUUUACAACAUUUCCCUUUAAAAUAAGUGUUAUGACUAAAUUCUUGUUUUUUAUAAAUCUUUUUUUGUUCUAUAACUCAUUUUUAGUAAUUGGAUCAUAAAAGUGUCAACUGAAGAUGUGGACUAACUGUACUAACUCUAGAGUGUGAUCACAACGUUAAAAGAUUUAUAAACCAAUUAAAUUUUCUUUUUGCAGAUAUAAUGCUAAUACAUUGCAAGAUUUUAUUGUUAUUACACCUGUAUGCAAUAAUUUUAAAUACUCAAAAUUAGGACUGGCUAAUGCAAGAACAUUUACACUAUUAUAAAAAGUAUAUUGUAUACAUUUAGAUCAUUGUUAAUAUUUUCACUUUUUUCCACGCAUGAAUAAAUAUAUCUGAUUGAGGUUUUGAUUGAAAAAGUCUAUCCAGGAUUUCUUUACAUUGUUCUCUUUACUCUAGAUACUUUAUUCAAUUUUAUACUCAUUUUAGUAAUUUAUAGCUACCCCCCUAUUGAGCACUGAUUCUUUGAUUUAUUAUAAAGCACAAUGUAAACUUAUCAGCAUGAUUGAAUAAGAGUUAUGUUAUUACAUCUAAUCCAUUAUAGAAUGUAAGCUGAUUGAAUAAUCACUGGAAGUGUUAAAAUAUAAUAUAUCACUAGCUACAUUAUUCUUUGUUGACAUUCAUAUCAUGAUGUCAUCUGAUGUUAAAUUAAAAUUUGCUUGAUUCAUGCCUUCUUGUUAUAGUUUGAUUUAUAAGUAUAUUGAUUUAAGUAUAUAUAUGUAUCGUUUACUUUAGUUUUCUUUUAUAUGGCCUUCUUUUAUAUGGUUUUCUUUAUUUUAUGGUUAUUCUUUCCUCAGACAGAUAAAAUAACAAUUUAUUAUAAGAAACCUGUUUAGUUACUUUAUUUGUUCCUUUAGAUUGAUAAUAAUUAUUAUGUGUAUAAUCUGUUCCUGUAUAUAUUGUAAAUUGAUGGAAAUAAACUAAUUCAAUGAAUGAAUAUUCAUUCUAGAAUUGUUAUUUAGAGUUGUAAUUUCAUUUUGAACUGUGCUAAAUGUCUGUGAAAACAACAUCUGUAAACGUAAAAAAUGCACACAAAUAAUGCACUCUAUUGUGAAACAAAACGUGUUUUACUCAAUCUAAUACAACCCAAGAUGCAACUUAAUGCAAUUCAAAUAAAAAAUGCAGUUUGAUGCAAAACAAUGAUGCGAUCAAACACAAUAGAGACAAAUGUUGUUCCACUUAAUGUGGCAUAAUCACCCUAAUUCAAACAGAGGAUGUAAUCCACUGUAAUACAAACAAUUAUACAACCUGAUACGAAAUAAUCAAAAGUUGCUACCUGACACAAACAAACAGAGAACCCUCAUCAAGAAGUAUCCUUUACCUGUUCCACAUUGUGUCAAAGGCCGCUUUGUAUGUGCUCUAUUAGUAUACUUUAUUAUUGCCUUAAUAAAUUCAGUUUGAAGUUCAGCUCUGUAAAAAAUCUCUUAUGUAUACAAACAAAACAAAUUAAAAGUUCUAAAAAUUUUGGAAUCCAUCUUUGUUUAUUGGUGAUAUAGAAGUGGACAUAUCUGAUUUAACUGGAUUGCUACGGUUUCUUUUGGACAAUGACAUUGAUUUGGGGUAGGCAGUUGGACAAGAUUUUAGGAAAAUCAGCGAAGCCAAUUUUCAUUUCCCAAUAUCUUGAACAAUAAAACCCUGGUAAAAAGUAUUUACCACUGCCUCUGCUCGAGUCUCACGUGUCUUAUUUGAUAAUCCUCUGAGGAGACGCAACCACAAAUAUCAACACAAUUUUCACCCUAAAAAAAAAUCAGCUAUGUUGGGUUUACUGCCCCCCUAUUCAUUGCAGCAACCGUUGAGACUAUGCCAUGAUUAUUUACAUGAGUGUGCAGUAUUUAUUAAAUCCCAUACUUGUUAAUGCAUGAGCAAGUUAACGAUGCACAUUCAUAUAACACAAAGCAUAGGAGUUAACCCAUUGCGGACAAAAGACACACGCUACACGUCCGACUGUUCAGUGGACCAAGCGCCGAAAGACGUACACUAUGUUUUUUCUGUUCGCCAUUUAGCAAUUAUUGUUUAUUUCGUGCUUAUUUCACUAGAAUGCCAUCAGAUGCUCUCAGUUACAUUUAGUACUACAUUGUUUUUGCAGUAGCAGUCUAAUAUCAGCUGGAAAAUAUCAGCUGUUACUAAUAUGAUCUUCACUUUCAUUUUAAGUUUCGUUUGUAAUAAAUGGUGGUUGAUCGCAAUUUUUGUUUGCAAUGGGCAAUAAAGUGUUCUUCAGAACUUGUUCUUUUUGUUAAUUA